Molecule: messenger RNA, 2184 nt
Organism: Manacus vitellinus (golden-collared manakin)
Lineage: Eukaryota; Metazoa; Chordata; Aves; Passeriformes; Pipridae
Gene: ERI1
Product: exoribonuclease 1
Exons: 7
Coding region: 160-975 (271 amino acids)
Biological process (GO): exonucleolytic trimming to generate mature 3'-end of 5.8S rRNA from tricistronic rRNA transcript (SSU-rRNA, 5.8S rRNA, LSU-rRNA)
Cellular component (GO): cytoplasm; nucleolus
Molecular function (GO): nucleic acid binding; 3'-5'-RNA exonuclease activity
Source: RefSeq, a predicted model, not a curated record
UCACGGUUUAUUGUGUCCCAGUCAGCGUGGAUUCUGGGUAGGCAGCACUGUAGGAUCAAUGAUCAAGAAACUAAUGGCAAAACAUCAACGGCCAGUUCGAAUGACUUCAGUGAUCCUGUUUACAAAGAAAUUGCUAUAACUAAUGGUUAUAUCAACAGGAUGACCAGAGAAGAGCUCAGAAGUAAGCUUGCCGAGUUCAAGCUCGAAACCAGAGGAGUGAAAGAUGUACUGAAAAAGAGACUGAAAAACUAUUAUAAGAAACAGAAGCUGAUGCAGAAGGAACAGAUUAGUGGACAGAGCUGUUAUGACUACAUCUGUGUCGUUGACUUUGAAGCAACAUGUGAAGAAGGAAACCCACCUGAAUUUGUACAUGAAAUAAUUGAGUUUCCUGUUGUCUUAGUAAACACACAUACCCUGGAAAUAGAGGAUAGCUUUCAGCAGUACGUGAAGCCAGAGAUUAAUCCCAAGCUUUCAAACUUCUGCAUCAAUCUGACUGGAAUAACCCAGGACGUUGUUGAUAAAGCUGAUACUUUUCCUCAAGUUCUGCAGAAUGUCGUGGAGUGGAUGAGACAGCGAGAGCUGGGAACAAAGUAUAGCUACUCCAUGUUGACAGACGGAUCUUGGGAUAUGAGUAAAUUUUUGAACAUCCAGUGCCGUGUUAGCCGUAUCAAAUACCCUUCUUUUGCCAAAAAGUGGAUCAAUAUUCGCAAAUCAUAUGGGAACUUCUAUAAGGUUCCUAGGAACCAGACCAAGCUGACAAUCAUGCUUGAAAAGCUGGGCAUGAAUUACGAUGGGAGACCUCACAGUGGACUUGAUGACUCUAAAAACAUUGCAAGGAUAGCUAUAAGGAUGCUGCAGGAUGGCUGUGACCUGCGGGUGAAUGAGAGAAUUCAUGGUGGACAGCUUAUGACAGUCUCCUCCUCAGCCCCCUUAGAGGGAGCCCCUGCUCCACAGAUGCCCCGCUACAGAAAUUAGCAGUUCAGCAGUUCUGCCUCAGGAACUGCCCUCAGAUGCCCUCUCAAGACUGUGUAGAGUUUAUUAAACAGCCACCUUUGCCAGCUUGUCUGCCAUGCAGAAUUCUAAAGCACCUUAACUAAUCAUCUCCGUUGAAAUAAAGAGGAGCGUGGAGCUCUUUGAAGCCUGUUACAGCAAUUUUUUUUUAUACUGAUGAUUUUUAUUUUUUCAAACUUUGCUAGAACCAAGGUUGAUAUGCAGAAUCCCUAAGCUUUUGAGAGCAUGUAAUUUAAACACCUGCAAAGAUGGAUUGCUGCCGUUCCACCCCAGCCUGUGGGUCGUAUUUAUUCACUGUGCUGUACUCUAAUCAUAUCUAGCAUCUGCUUAUUCAUUGCACACAAAUAAGCCAUUGCUGGAAGAACUGAAAUAGCAAGUGGUCGGGCUGGCCUUUCCUGAUAAGGCACUCUUCCAGGAGUUCUUGCCAAUUUUUUUUGUUUUUUACAAAGUCUGGGAGAAAUGGGAGCAUGCUCAUCAACUCUAAAGCAGUAGAGAAGUACUCUGGUGUUCAGGGCUUUUCUUUAAGGGAUAUGUUUGUCUCCUUCCCCAUCAAAUAGAAGAGCUGUGUAUUGAAUAAAAAUUUUGUUAAUGCAAUAUGAUAGUACUUUUUUUUAACCUGUAUUUCAAAAGAGAAGGUUCUUCAGAUUUUCACUUUGAGGAACACAUCUGUUCCUGCUAUACUCGUAGCUGCCCUUCAUUUAAUGUCACUUUUAGACAAUGUCAGCCAUUUGGGCUUAAACAUGAGUGAAGUAAAAGUAAGUUCAAAACAUUCCAGAUCAUCAGAAUUUCAUGCUCUGUGAUUAUUACAUAAAACAGGAAGCUUCUGGUUCAUAGCUAAAAACAUCCUCAACUAUUUUUGGUAUCUUCUUGUGCUUCUGCCACCUCUAUCUCAAGAUCUAACGUUGGAAGAUUAAUAUAAUUUUAUUAGUAAAGGCCACAGCUAAUUACUAACAACUUCUGCUUACUUCCCAGACCUCAGAUAGGAUGAUAUUAAAAAGAGGCCAAAGUGUUAAUUUGUUUUGUCUCCAUGGGCUGUUACAAAGUUACAACAUUAAUGUGAUCAGCUUUGCAUUAGAAUGGCUUGCUCUAAAAAGCAGAAUGAUGCAUUUUGGUUGCUCUUAGUCAAAAAAAAAAAAGUUAGUUUGCUAUCCCUGUAUUACAAUUCAUUCUUUC